This is a messenger RNA of Cicer arietinum (chickpea), 1595 nucleotides long. RefSeq names its product ribosome biogenesis protein NOP53-like. Gene Ontology annotation, cellular component: nucleolus. Gene Ontology annotation, molecular function: 5S rRNA binding. The record is from RefSeq and is a predicted model, not a curated record. Lineage: Eukaryota; Viridiplantae; Streptophyta; Magnoliopsida; Fabales; Fabaceae. Gene Ontology annotation, biological process: rRNA processing; ribosomal large subunit assembly.
GUUUUUAAGUCCAGUGGGGCGGAGCUUUGUAGAGACAGCGCGAGGAGGAAAAAAUGUGUAGCCUUACUCUCUCCCUCCUCCAGAAUCAGACGCGCGGCCGCCUCUGCCUGACUGCCUCUGUGGCCGUUUAUCGCUCUUUGUUCAAAAGUUGAAAACUGAAGAAUCGUAGUGUUGUAAAAUGGGAAAGAAAGCGAAAACCUCAAGGAAGGGUAAGAAAGCUUGGAGGGCUAACAUAAGCACGGAAGACAUUGAAAAUUUCUUUGAGAAAUCAACAAAAGACGCUCUUUCCGGUGGCUCCCUUCAGGCUGUUUCCAGUGAUUCCCUCUUUUUCGAAGACAAAUCCAAAGAUCUUGCGGUAAAGAAGAAGAUUGAAAAGCACAGAGAAAAAGUGCUCCGUGUUGAUAGCAUACUACAGAAAAACCAGUUUGUUAUUCCAGUGCCAUCUUCUACUCUGAAGAAGAGCUCUAAAAACCGGAAAGUGGUGUCUAAAAGUUUAGCCACCAAUCAAGAUAGUCAUAAGGAUGAUUCCAUUUUAGAUUCUGGCAUGUUUGAUAUGUGGGCUGAUAAAGAUGAGGACAACAAGAAGGGGAAAAAGGUGUCAAAGCCUUCUCUUAUUCCAGCGGUAGAGGUUGAUCCUCCAGGAUGCUCAUUUAAUCCCUCACAUGAAAGUCAUCAGGACAUGUUGGCUUCUGCUGUUGCGGAAGAAAUGCAAAAAAUAUACAAAAACGAAUUGGGUCCUGAACCAGUGCCUUUAACUGUUCCUGGAGAAGCUAUUUCUGAAGAAGAUAUGUAUUUUCUUGACGUGGAUGAUGGGAGUGACAACGAUGAAAAUAAUGUUGAAAAUGAGGGUGAAAAUGGAGAUGCUGCAUCCGAGAAAAUGCCCAUUAGAGCCAAGAAAGUGACUAGAGUUGAGUUGAAUAAGAGAAUUCGACGCAAAGAACAAUUGAGAAAAGAAGCUGAAGCAUUGAAGUUAAAAAAAUUAUCAAAAGAAAUUGAUUGCAUCCCAAAACUUGUUAAGGAAAUUAAGAAUGAAGAUGAGGAAAAAAAGAAAAGACAUAUUAGGCGACAGGUUGCGAAACAAGAUAGGUUGAAGGCAUGUCCACCUCGCUUAGGAAAGCACAAGUUUGAGCCUGCUCCGGUUCAAGUUUUAUUAAGUGAAGAGAUAACUGGUUCGAUCCGAAAGCUUAAGGGCUGUUGCACCCUUGUAAAGGAUCGGUAUAAAAGCCUAGAGAAGAGAGGAUUGAUUGUUCCAAAACCCAGGAGAAGGAAUUAGAGUCCUCUUCGAUGUUGGCUCCUAACUUAAGAUGCUCCACAUUCAAGGUUUGAUAUGUGGCAAGAAGAAAUGUGAUGGAUGAAAGAUUAAAACAGCUUUUUUAAAUGAAAUUUUGGUUUUUGUCUAAAUUUUUAUUGAAUUUUCAGUUGUAAGAAUAUUGAUAUCUUAUGCAUUUUUAUUUGAUAUUUUGCUUGCAAUUUUAUUGGAAAGCAAAAUAGGAAAAGUGAGGAAGUUAUAUUAACAAAAUAGGAAGUUAUAUUAUCACUCACUCAUAUUUGAUAUUUUGCUUGCAAUUAUAUUAUGACUCAUUUCUGCAUUGCUA